GCAGCCCCUCCGCUUGUUUGGGGUCCCGGCAGCCGUGGUUCCCAGGAGCCCAAGAUGCGUGGCAAGGCGGCGGCGAGCUCUGGGUCAACUCACUAUCCUAAAAGUCCAUCCUCCCAAGAAGAAGGAACAGAAAGACCUCUUUGUAAGAAAGGCGCAGGUAUCCCAUGAACGAGACAGCAGAAAACCAACGGGAGUACAGCAGGACUCCAGAGCCAGAUAUAAGGCUCAGAAGAGGGCACCAACUUGAUGGUACAAGGAGAGGUGACAAUGACAUCCACCAAGGAGAUUUGGAGCCACUUGUAGAGGCAUCUGUCCUUUCUUCCUAUCAUAAAAAAAGCUUGGAGGAACGUCGCUGCGAUGAUGGAACAUCUCAGGAGGAAGAGGGGUUUAUGGGCAUGUCCCCCCUCUUACAAGCCCACCACGCCAUGGAGAGAAUGGAGGAGUUUGUGUGUAAGGUCUGGGGAGGUCGGUGGCAAGUAAUGCCUCAUGAUGUGCUACCUGACUGGCUCAAGGAUAACGACUUCCUCUUGCAUGGACACCGGCCCCGGCCUUCUUUCUGGGCCUGUUUUAAGAGCAUUUUCAGAAUACACACUGAGACAGGCAACAUCUGGCCACAUCUCUUAGGUUGUGUAUUCUUCCUGUGCCUGGGGAUCUUUUAUAUGUUUUGUCCAAACAUCUCCUUUGUGGCCCCCCUGCAAGAGAAGGUGGUCUUUGGAUUAUUCUUCUUGGGGGCCAUUCUCUGCCUUUCUUUUUCAUGGCUGUUGCACACAGUCUACUGCCACUCAGAAGGGGUCUCCCAUCUCUUCUCUAAACUGGAUUUCUCUGGUAUUGCUCUUCUGAUUAUGGGAAGCUUUGUCCCUUGGUUUUAUUAUUCUUUCUACUGUAACCCACAACCGUGCUUCAUCUACUUGAUUGUCAUCUGUGUGCUGGGCUUUGCAGCCAUUAUCGUCUCCCAGUGAGACAUGUUUGCUACCCCGCAGUAUUGGGGAGUGAGAGCAGGAGUGUUCUUGGGCCUUGGCCUGAGUGGCAUCAUUCCCACCUUGCAUUAUGUCAUCUCGGAGGGCUUCCUGAAGGCCGCCACCAUAAGGCAGAUUGGCUGGCUGAUGCUGACGGCCAGCCUGUAUAUCACAGGAGCAGCCCUGUACGCUGCCUGCAUCCCCGAGCACUUCUUUCCCGGCAAGUGUGACAUCUGGUUUCACUCCCAUCAGCUCUUCCACAUCUUUGUGGUGGCUGGCGCUUUUGUUCACUUCCACCGUGUCUCGAUCCUCCAGGAGUUCCACUUCAUGAUUGGCGGAGGCUGCAGUGAAGAAGAUGCACUGUGAUACCUGCCGGUGGCCGGGGACUGUGACCCUUAACCAGGGCCUGUGGUGCCUGCAGGGCUCCCUCACUGGCCGGUGACACCAGUACCAGAGGAGCCCCAAACCCUGGCAGCCUCGUGGCUUUGUGACGCCCCAGGACUCCAGGUGGUCCGCGACUGGGAAGAGAAAACAAAAAUAAAUCACACCUCAGAGGUGGAGAAGAGGAGAGAUGGCCCAAACCCUGCCUUGUUCUUGGGUCUGCUGAGUGAGGGCACUGUGAGACCCUGGCAAACUGGCUUCUGAUCUGUGUCCUACUUCUUUGUAGAUGCCGCGACAGUUUAGCUGGAGGCUCAUUCUUCUCCCUCUUCUCUCCUUAAAACAAAACACAAACCAGUUUCGAUGAACAUUUAUAUCCUAUAAGGG
Kogia breviceps (pygmy sperm whale) is the source of this 1721-nucleotide messenger RNA. The record is from RefSeq and is a predicted model, not a curated record. NCBI's taxonomy places the organism in Eukaryota, Metazoa, Chordata, Mammalia, Artiodactyla, Physeteridae.